Penicillium longicatenatum is the source of this 1014-nucleotide messenger RNA. RefSeq lists its product as uncharacterized. The transcript is spliced from 4 exons. The record is from RefSeq and is a predicted model, not a curated record. NCBI's taxonomy places the organism in Eukaryota, Fungi, Ascomycota, Eurotiomycetes, Eurotiales, Aspergillaceae. The coding region runs from base 1 to 1014 and encodes 337 amino acids.
AUGGAUUCCGACAGGAUGUCGGCUGGGGGCUCACUCCCAGAAGAUCAGACUGACGGUUGGUUAGAUAUCAAAUCCGCAUCAAACGCGGGACCUGACACCAACUCCAAAUUCGGUGACGACGAUGGGGAGGGCCCAUCCACCGCCGAUGAUCUGCCGACGACGAUCAGCCGCGUUCUUGGGAUGGUUGGCGAAUACAGUUCGCUCUUCGAGAUCGAGUUGGACAGCGAUUCCGACUUGGGUCUCGGCGAACCUGUUCCCAGCAACCCGCUUGAUGAUUUGGACAAGGUGAGUCAGAUCAUCCGACAAAUGAAAUUCCACCUUAGAUAUGGUGAUUAUGCUGGGCGACUUUGGAAGUGCCUCGACUACGCUUCCCGCCGUGCCCACAGGCCCUGGCCAUCGACUGUGACCGCCUUCGCUGAGGAGCUCAAGCGAGAGGAGCGCAUAGGGGAAGGGGAUGCCUCCUCGGACUUGCAGGUGGAGAUUUCGGAACUCGGCAAUACAAGCAACUCGGUCAGUGCAGAAAUGGCAAAGGCGGCAAUCAAAGUGUACGCUACUCGGAACCAACUCAGCCAUGCAGACGUCAAGACCUUAGGUGCCCGUGGCCAACAGCUCUCUCUUCAGAGAGAUGUGAAGUAUCUUGGUGCCUAUCUGCCGGGGAUUGAUUGCACAGAGCGCGGCGCUUGGACGCGGAUUGUGAACUUCUGGGAAGAAAGUCGGGAGUGGUUGGACGACGAGUGUACCAGGCGCUCGACUAACCAAUCUCGUUUCCUCGCCAUCGCACCCAGCAACGACGUUGAAAAGGAGGAAUUUGAGCAUGACCUGGCGGAAGACAUGCUUCGUGGAGAACUGGAUCCGUUCUACAACGAUGGAGGGGCUCGGAGACCCAAUAUACCUCCCCGGACACGGGAUUCGACGAGGUCCGAUCCGAUGCCCUACAUGACAAAGAAGAGGAAGAUGGACGACUUGUUUCCCUCGGCACACCUCGACAAUCGCCCAUCGAAACAGAAGAAGUGA